AAAUAGUUGAUGAGGCCUGGGUUCUGACGGAAAAAAAAGAAAUUUGACAUACCCUAAAACGUCACGAAAGUGUUAGUUGGAUUCUAUGACAGAGUUCGCCAUACUCUUUUCGGUCUAAACGUUGACGAAUAAAAGUCGGGCAAAAUGUCGUCCCAUCUAGUUUGGAGUAUUAUCAGGAAUAAUAAUGCCUUCUUAUUGAAGAAGAGGAAUAUCAGCAAACCCUUCAGUACAGAACCUAGCAACCUCACCAACUUGAACUCCUACAGGUAUAAUGGAAUUGUCCACAAAAAGACAGUUGGUAUUGUUGAUGGACCUGACAAGAAAGGAUUCACCGUAGUCUGUCAGAGACCUAAGAAACAAAACAAGCCUAAAGAGAGGACAAUCAAAACAACCUUCAAAUCUGGACCAAGAAGGUCUCUCUACAAACUCAAGAAGCUCUUGAAGAGUGAUCGUUACCGUACUGAUUUGACUAAGGUAGCAUUGCGUAGGGCUAGUGCUGUCUUGAGGUCACAAAAACCCAGGAGGGGAAAGCAACCUAAGAAAGUUGUUGAGGAAUAAUAAUAUGUUGAAAUAAAUAUAUGACAAAAAAUAUUUUG
This is a messenger RNA of Harmonia axyridis, 596 nucleotides long. Its product is annotated as 60S ribosomal protein L28-like. Gene Ontology annotation, biological process: translation. The coding region runs from base 145 to 558 and encodes 137 amino acids. Lineage: Eukaryota; Metazoa; Arthropoda; Insecta; Coleoptera; Coccinellidae. The transcript is spliced from 4 exons. Gene Ontology annotation, molecular function: structural constituent of ribosome. The record is from RefSeq and is a predicted model, not a curated record. Gene Ontology annotation, cellular component: cytosolic large ribosomal subunit; ribosome.